CUUGAUUCAUGUGUUCAAACCCUGUUGUUUUGGAAUCACUUUUUUUUCUGUUAACGCACAAAUACAGAAGAAGGAAUGGCUUUUAAAGACAUGAGCUGGAGUGUCAGGAAGGGGAAAACCCCAGUCGUCUUAGUAUUCAGGGCUCAGGCUAAAGAGAGGAAUUGCAGUACAGUACGUUCCUGUAAAUCUCAGUGUGUGUUGCAAAACAUAGCAACAUCUUAUGGGGAAACUGUAUACAGGGUGAUUGCAUUAUUUUGCAUCUAAACUGCCAACCAAGGAACACCUUUUAACUGAUUAAAACAACAAAUUGCUAGCGAGGCAUCCUUCCUGCUGGUGAUGGGGGCCUGGGUAGUCCUGGCCCUGCAGCAGGCUCUUGGGCUCACUGGUAACUGUGUGGUGUAGUGACAGCCGCUCCAGCUUUGCCCACCCCAGCCCCUGAGUGCUGGGGGACCCUUGAGGGAAUUUUUAGUUCCUUUUAGUUUUCAGUUUGCAUUGAAGAUGAAGUAGCACAUGCAUAGGUGGUGAUGGAUGUAAUCCAGGUAAUGGCCACCACUGCGCCUUUCUCUCUUGCUGCCGCUGGUCACAGCUGACAACAAGGGGAUCCGUUCCCACUAGUCAGUGCUUCAGGGCUGGGCCUUCAGUUGCUCCAGAGCUUGUUUUGCCCAUAAUCCAUCAGUUCUGGUGGUACACAAUUAAUCACUGUAAGUUUUAAUUAGAAUGGUAUUGGUUAUUCAGAUUUUUUUAUUAUUUAUUUAUGUACUAUGGUAAGUAAUGAAGUUAACGCUGAUCAGUUAACACUGAGAUCACCAGGAGAGAAAGGGUUCAAGAGCUGAGGUCCAAAAGUUCUAUGUAGGCCUUCAUAUGCACUUAAGUCUGUUACAUCAUGUGUUCUUGUUUUUCUCUCCUGAACAUUUAAGGAUUUAGUUCCUCCAUCUGCAUACAGAGCACAUACACUGUGUUGUUUUGUCUAUAUCUUUUGCUUCUUCACAUCCUGUCUUUGUUUAGUGAGUAUUCCAAAAGCUCACAGUUGAUGAAUCCUCAUAGUAUAAUACCCUUUAUGAUAGCGUGGAACCACAAAUGUGAAGAUCUCUAUCCCAGUGGAUUGCAUACAUCCUACCCAUCUUUUGACAAAGUUUUGGUAUGCUAGGUAAAAUAGUACUUCGAAGUAAAUGCUGUAGAAAUCAUAUGCCAUGACUACUUAGGCUAAAUUUCGCAGUGGUAGUGCUCUUGGAUUGAUAGGAAACAUUUGUUUACUUACUGCUGCCCCAUGAAACCUCUACAAACCUCUGUUGUUGUGUAGGACUUGAAAGGUAGGAAAUUGCUGCCUUGUCCAUCAGAAAAAAAACCCAACCAACAAAAAAAAUCCCCAAAAACAACAACAACAAAAACUCCACAACGAAACCAAACCAAAAAACCAUCACGACAGAAGUGUUGAACAGUGCACUUUGUCUCGAUCACAGAUGGCAUUGAGGCUAGGAAGAAGCAUCUCUGGACUAUGCUCUUCAUGGGUAAGCGGGGCAGCUCUUAUCCUGAGAGUGGCUUGUGCAUUGAAAUUUGGUGUAGUAGCAAGUCUGCCCUAGGUCUGAGUGGGACUGACUGCACUCUUGUACUGUCUGCCUAACCUUAUUCACGGUAAUUCAAGUAAUCAAGGAGCUCCAAAUAUUAUUAAAGUUUUGAAGAGGGGAAGAGGGUGUUAGUGUAAUGUGGCAUUAAAAUACUGCCCUUUCACACUUCGGCGCUUGAGGACUUUGGGAAGAAUUUGGAGCCUGUUUGCUCUCGGGCGUGCGUAAGCCCCGCCGCACUCUUACCUUCGGUUCUGCUGUGGGUCGGGCGGAAGAGGACAGAGAGAAGUAGCACCCGCAGCGAGCUAGUGAAGCUCGUCCAGGAAGGGCGGACAGUGCCGGCAGGACCCCGAUCCGUGCCCGCAUGCCCACCCCGCGCCGGGGAAGGGUGUUCCCGGGGCGGGCGAAGGGCGGGAAGGGGGGCGGGUUAUCGAGAGGGAAAAGCCACGGCUGUCGGUACAGAUCGAGCUCGCAUCCAGCGCCGACGACCGGGGCUCCUCGUCCGCCUGUGGCCAUGGGGCUGCAGCCGCGGCGAGCCGCGGGGCCCUGCCCGCCCGCGGGGAGAGGCGCUGCCCUGCCCGGAGCACGCCCCGCGGCUCCCUGGGCCCGCAGCGAUGAGCCGGAGGGGGUUCCCGGCCGCACCGCCACCCUGCCGCCCCUCCUGCCGGCCCCCACGGCUUCCUCCGCUGCCCCCCGGCCGCAGCCCAAGAAGCCACCGGCGGCCGCCUCGGCUCCCAAGAAGGCAGCACCGCGGCCCGCGGAGGAGAAGGCGCCGAGGAAGGCUCGGGGAGCACCCCCGGAGCGGCCGGGCCCCCUCUCCAGCUCCUGGCCCUGCUCGUCCCUGCAGCGGCCGCCGCCGCGGAGGCCGCCGACCGAGCGGGGAGCGCGGCCCCAGCCCGCCCCGCCGCAGCCGCGAGGGCGCCCGGGGGCAGGCAGCCGCUCCUGCGAGAGCCUCGGCGGGGGGCCGGGGGAGGCGGCGGGGCGCUUCUCUCUCAGCCUGCCCCCGGAGGCGAUCCGGGUGCUGCAGCGCCGCAGCCUGGAGCGGCAGCGGGGGCAGAUCACCCCCGCGCCCGGCGGCAGAGCGGCCCUGGCCCGGCGCGGCGGCGGCGACCUGCGCGCCCUGCUGAAGGUUUCGCUGCUCAACGACCAGCACCGCUACGACGACGAGGAGUACGAGGAGGAGGAGGAGGCGGGAGCCGCAGCGGACGAGGGGCUGGUGCGGAAAUGCACUGAGUGGCUGCGCGGCGUGGAGAACGCGGUCGGCCGCGACCACCCCGACCGGCUGGAGACGCUGCCGCACCUCGGCACUCUCUGAACCCCGCCGGGACCGGCUCCGGGGGAGCGGCGCGGAGGGGGCCGCCGGAUCGGGAGGUGGGGCCGCCGUCUGCAGCCGUCAUGCCCUUUGUGGGGCCGUCGGCGCCGGGGAUUCCGCGAUGGGGCCCGUCGAGGAGCCCCCGGCCUGGAGCCGAUCCCCGGGGCGGCGCCGCCGCUGAGGCGAGGGACAAAGGAGCGGCGACGGCCGGUGCCCGGGUGCUCGGAGGGAGGGCAGCUGGCUGUGGGCGUCCUGCCUCUACCCUUGGGUUUUUUUAAGACUUACGAAUACUUUAUAAGAUGUGCGUAAUGGUUUUGUAUAUUUGUACAUAAAAGUUCAUUUUUAUUUAUUUGAAUAAAUUACUCUUGUGUUGCGGUA
Pipra filicauda (Wire-tailed manakin) is the source of this 3252-nucleotide messenger RNA. It is a transcript of the gene PRR18, whose product is annotated as proline rich 18. The record is from RefSeq and is a predicted model, not a curated record. Lineage: Eukaryota; Metazoa; Chordata; Aves; Passeriformes; Pipridae. Bases 1927 to 2877 code for a protein of 316 amino acids. The transcript has a single exon.